Macrosiphum euphorbiae (potato aphid) is the source of this 519-nucleotide messenger RNA. NCBI's taxonomy places the organism in Eukaryota, Metazoa, Arthropoda, Insecta, Hemiptera, Aphididae. The record is from the annotation of a GenBank genome assembly.
AUGACCACUGCAGAUUACGUUUCCAAGUAUUUAGCAUUGUUGAGUAAACUGCACAACGACCAAAGAGCAUUGGCCCCCUUAAAGGUUUCUAUUUUAUGUUCUCAGCACAAUCAAAGCAGUCUACUAGAUGAAAAUGAAUCUACAAACACAGAAAACUAUUGUCAACACUGUUUAACUCCUUGGAAGUAUGGACAUUUUGUUAUGAAAACUCAUCCAAAUCGAAAAAAUAAAAAUGAUAAAAUACAAAAAAAGCGUUCUACAAAGUUAUUUAAUAUGGUAAUAAAGUGUUUUGUGUGUUUAAAUACAACCAGUUCAGUGUACAAGAAGAAUAUAAUAUUAAAUCAAAAACCUACUGAAAAAUUGCUAAAAAGUUCAACAGUAAAUAAAAGCAUUGAAAAAACAUCAAAAACUGAAGAAAAAGUUGAAACAAUAGUUAGUAAAAAACCAAAGAAAAAAAAGAGAACCCUAUAUGCUGGAUUAAACCCAUUAGUUUUUAAAAAUUUAAAUAAGAAACAUUAA